Molecule: messenger RNA, 5558 nt
Organism: Lutzomyia longipalpis
Lineage: Eukaryota; Metazoa; Arthropoda; Insecta; Diptera; Psychodidae
Gene: Rbfox1
Product: RNA binding protein fox-1 homolog 1-like
Exons: 15
Coding region: 498-1967 (489 amino acids)
Biological process (GO): nervous system development; regulation of alternative mRNA splicing, via spliceosome
Cellular component (GO): nucleus; cytoplasm
Molecular function (GO): mRNA binding
Source: RefSeq, a predicted model, not a curated record
GGCGAGUUGAAGUUUGUCUGCAGUGGCGUGAAGUUGCGGGAUCGAAAAGUGUAGUGAAAAAGUGGAAAUUGAGUGAAAUUCCCAGCCUCUGUGGAUAAUCCGUGUGCUUGUGGUAAUCCGCGGUAGUCUGUGGUAGUCCACGGUAGUCCGUGGUACUCAAUUUUGUGCAUCUUACCCCGAUUUGCGGGCAAGGCAAGCUCUCCGGGUGUCCGGGAGACUCCAUUGCGCCCCGUGUGCGAGUGCGCAGGAAAUAAACACCAGCAAGGGGAGAAAAGCGAGAGAGAGCGCCCCCCGGAAAAGGGCUGCAGGGCAAUUAGUAGACUUGUGCCCGGAUGCACCGGAUGCACUUUGAAGGAUACAGAACAGCAUCUGGGGUGUGUCACCACCAUCUCUGAGCGAGACGCUUCCGGACGGGCUCCGGCAACACUUUUCCCCCAGGCGCCACACAAGGCAUCAAGCUGUGGGGCUCAGGAGCGUUCUUCCUCCCUCCGCAAGGAAUGUAUUACCCGCACAUGGUCCAAGCGGGUGUGGGGCCCUUUCAGACGGCCCCCGGAUUCCCACCGACACCAACGGUAACUGCGGAAGGGAUCUCAGUGGCGGUCGCCGUUAAAGGUGGCGCAGAGAGUGUUCAGCAGCAGCUAAAGUCUGAGUCUAUCGUGUCACAAUCCACUCCUGGAUCUCAGCCAAGUGGACAACAGCAAUUUAGUCCACCACUACUUGGAUCUCAACCCGGUCCACCGGCAUCAACUGGCCCACCUACGCUUCCUUUACCUCUUCCAGUUGCCACAAUUGCGAAUGGGAUUGAACAGCAAACUGUCAGUAUAUCCGAUCUCUUGCAGCAAACGGAGGCGGAUACGGCGGGAAAUGUCGCCGCGGCGGCAACAUCAAUUGGGGCCACAAGUGUUGUAACGACGGAAAGUGGUACAGCACCGAUUAUCGUGACGGCGGCAAUGCAGCAACCACAGCUGAGUAGUGUUGUGAGUUCUUCGGCUCUUGGGGGUAGUGUGGCCACAUUGGCUCCCACUUCAACUGCCGUAACAUCCCUUGUGCCAGGAGGUGGUGCAAUUGUGGCUGGAGAUGCUGGCAAGAAUCAACCGAAGCGUCUCCAUGUCUCCAAUAUUCCCUUCAGAUUUCGUGAUCCAGACCUAAGAGCUAUGUUCGGGCAAUUCGGAACAAUCCUCGAUGUUGAGAUUAUUUUCAAUGAGCGCGGAAGCAAGGGAUUCGGUUUUGUAACAUUCGCUAAUAGUAGCGAUGCGGAGCGAGCACGCGAACGUCUUCACGGCACUGUGGUUGAGGGGCGCAAGAUUGAGGUCAAUAAUGCUACGGCUCGGGUGCAGACGAAGAAAACACCAACAGUCCCAAAUGUUUGUCUGACGAAAGAAGGUACCGUGGCAGCACCAACUGCUCUGGUUUGUGUUCAAUGGCCAGAAGCAGCGGCAGCUUUGAGAGGUGUCGCAAUUCAACGUGGACGAGCCAGGGCAGCUUUCCCAGCAGCUGCAGCUGCAUUGAAUGGUGCCUUUGCAAGGCUCCCAACACCCCUUGCUGCUGCAGCAAAUGCCGCCAAUGCACUCCAUGGCUAUGCGCCAAUGUACUAUGAUCCCUUCUUGGCUGCCGCAGCAGCCUCAGCAGCAACAGCGGAUCCCAACUAUCGCCUCCAGGCAGCGAAACCCAUGACGGAAGUUCCAGCACAACCGGCAAUUAUAAGUGCAGCAGCAGCAGCAGCAGCGGCGCCACUACUCAAAACACCACUUUCAACGACUCAACAAGCCUACACAGCAGCUGCUACAUACACAGCUGUAGCUGCAAGGGCCUACGGAGCCGCGGCGGCAGCUCAACCCGUGGCGGGAUACGCAGCUGUGGCGGGGUAUGGCCGUGAGUAUGCUGAUCCCUAUAUUGGCCAUGGAAUAGGACCAGUACCAGGCUAUGGGAUGUAUCGCAGUGGCUACAAUCGCUUUGCCCCAUACUAAUUAUUUCCUACAAGAAGUGGAGGUGUGAAUUGUCCCGAAAUUCAUUAAGCAAAGGAAUGAAUAACCAAAAAAGGAUGGUUCAAUCCAUGACAAAAAAGAAUCCAUAGUGACACUCUUGAUGAAAAAAAAUCUCAUUUUUCUAAUUGCAACAUACAAAAAAAACAAACAACGUGAUUUGGCACAAAAUGAACAAAAUAAAGUAAUGUGAAUGUGAAGAAUAGGGAAGAAAUUUUGGGAUUAAGAACCAAAAGAACAAGGAAACACACAAUUAUUGAUGCAGAAAAAGAUAAAUUUCCAUUUUUAGCAGCUUAGAUCUGAUUGUAAGAAGAUAAAUCUCGUAUCUGAUUUAAGAAUGGAUCCACAAUUUUUUUUGGUAUGUGGAUUCAAUAUUUUUUCUUUUACUUUUUUUCGUAUAGAUUUAAACAAAAAAAAUGAAAAAUUAUUAUAAAAUAUGCAUAAAAUGUAGAGCAAAAAAAUAUUCUUAGAUUUAGGGAAUUAUCAGUGUAAUUUGUAAAAGUUCAGACAGUUAUAAAAACAAGUCUCCAUCAGUGAAAGUAAAAAAAAAGGAGAAGAAAUUGUGCAACUACAAACUAAUAGCACAAUAUUAUCUCAAAUUCUUAUGUCGCUCAAACAGCCAAAGGUAGAAGUUUUUUUUAAUAGUCAAGAUGGGCAGCUUUUUUAUGAGAAGUUUUCUCUCAGAAAAAAAAUAAUUUAAACUUAUUUUUUUAUUAUAAAAUUAUUGGUUUCCUUUAACAGACUCUACGCUUAAAAGCAUUGUAAAUACUCAGUGAGAAGAAGCAACGCAGAAAUGAUCUUUUUUAUUAUUUAGAAAAAAAUCUUUUAUUUAGUUUCCUUUUUCAAUCUCUCUAGCGACAUUGUGUCGCGAAGAAAAAAAGAAUACAAAUCAAUUGUUAAGACAGAGCACAGAUUUUUAUUUAUAUAUUAUGUUUUGUAGAGAAUCAUUGUAAUUUUUUUAAUAUAAACUUUUAUGAGUUUUAUGUGGUCUGGUUGGGAGUAAAGAAAGGCUGGGAUUAACAUAUGUUUUUCUGUAGGAGCACAAAGUUAAAGGAUUUUUUUUCAAAAGACCUUGGAAGGAAAAGCACAAGAAUGAUUACCUCAUUUUAAUUCAACGUAUUUUUUUCUUUAUUGGACAUUUUAGAGAUACUGAAAGGAAAAGGGUUUGUAGAAAAUUCAAUUUUAAAUAACUGUAACAAUUUUGACGUUCUAUUUUUUCAACUGUCAAAUUAUAUGUCAAUUUUUUUUCCCAAACUGUCUUCAAAGUUCUUUUCUCUUUAGAAUUUUUGAAAGAUGCUUUUUUUUAAGUCUUAAGAUUUAUAAUAUAUUUUAAAGUUUUCCAACGUCUAUCUUCAAGCUUCUUUCGUCUUUAGAAUCUUUUAGAAGAAUGUUAUUUCUUUAUUUAAAAAUAUCCUUUUACACUUUGAUAACUGUCAGAGUUUUGACAGAUAUUGAAAAGAGUGUCAAUAGAAAAAUGCGCGAAACACAUUUUUUUUAAAUAACAAUCAUUUCUUUUUUGUCUUAAAAAACAAUUUUAUAAAAAGCUUUCUACAAACAACUUUUUUCUUUCACUUAAAAAGAACUACAUGCAAACCCGUGUUUCCUACUUUUGUGAGUAAAUAAUAAAUUAAAAAAAUAAAAUUCAAAUAGUAUUGAAAAUUUGCAUAUCUGAUAAAUCUUACGGGGAGAAAAAAAUAAUGAUUUAAGUAAAUAUUGUGAAAAGAAAAAAAACUAUUAAUAUUAGUGAGUUAUGUCACAUAAAAACUAUAAAUAUUCGUAGUAAGGUUCCCAAUUAAAUUGAAAUAUAAGCAAAACAACAAAAAGAAAUCACUAAAGAAAGAUGAUGAAAAAUAGUCAAAUGGAGUGAGAAUUUGAGCGAUUUAUUCGCUUGAAUUCUUUUCUUCCGACAUUAUAAAUUUAACAAGAAAGAAAAAAGUAAUACCAUGUAGUUAUUUGUGUCCAAAAAAAGAACAAACAGCUUCAUUUGCUGAGGUCUUCCCAAAAAAAGAGAGAAUAAAAGAAGAAGAACAAACUAAGGAAAAAAAAGAUUGCAAAAAAGCACAGGAAAGAAAAUUUCUUUAUAGCCAAGAGAGCGAGAUUCCUAUAGAAAAAAAACCUUUCCUCUUAAAUGAUAAUUUUACUACCUAUAUAUAUAGCCAUUCUAUUCAUAAAAAGGAAGAACGUGGUGGAAAAAUAUAGCGAUAAAAGAAGAAAAAAAUUACAAGUCUCUGUAGAAAAUAAGAAACAAAUGAGUACGAAAGGGGAUUUUUAAGGUGAAGCCCAAAUCUAAUAUUUAAAACAUUGAUAUUCAAUGUUAAAAAAAAAGAAAUAAAAAUAAUUGAAAAAAAAAAACAGUAAAAAAAAACAAAGUGAGAAAGGUUAGAUUGUAAGAACCCCAUUGUCUCUCGAGUUUUAGAAGAAACAACCACAAAUUUAAAGACUUUCUGGCUCUCUAAAGAAAAAAAAUAAUUAGAAAAAGUAAAGAAUUAAUUUUAAUCGUGAACAAAAUAGAAGAGAAAAAAGUGAUUAAGGUAUAAAUUUUAUUAAUAGAUUUAAAUGCUCAAUUGUUCAAUUAAUCAUCACAAUAUUUCAUAAAAAAAAUAGAAGAUAUUUUUUAGGUCGAUAAGUUUUAUGGGAGGGCGCGUGAAUAAAUUUCAAGAAAAGAUUAUGAUAUUACAAAAAAAAAAGAAUAUUUUUUAAAGGGCAAAAAAACCAGUGUAAAGGUAACUUUUACAAGCGUAUAGAGCGUCUUCUGAGCCAUAUUAAGCAAGAGAGAAAGAGUGUGAAAAAAAGGAAUUAGUAAUGUAGGAACUUGAGGAAGAAAUACAAAAAGAAAAAAAUUGUAAAAUAUAUUUUAGAGAGAAAGCCACAUUCAAGCUAAAGUAAAAAAAAAGAAUGAUGACAAAAAAUACUCAAUUAUUUUAAAUUGAUAAACGAUAGCAGUAGAAAAGAUAAAUAAAAAUAAAUCCAAUUUGGACUUACUAAAUUUAAAAAUCUCACAUCAUGACCUUUUUUUGACGAACCAUUUUCUCUUUUCUCCCCAUCGGGAGAAAAGAUGGUGUGGAAAAAAUUCAACUUAUGAAUUUAUGUGAGGAACCAUUUAAGAAAUUUACACAACUAUUAAAAAAACAAAUAUUAUAAUAUACUCAGAAUUGACAAAAAAGAUAAAGGAUUUAGAAAGUAGAAAAGUAAAUUUAAAAACAAAAAUAUAAAAAUUAGCCGAAAAGCAGCAUAAAAUAUCCAAAAAAGAUAAAAGAAAGUGAUGAAUAAAAUCAUUUUCUUUUUAAACUUUUUUUUAGUAGUGAGCUCAAAUAUUUAUUUGACAAAAAAUCCCCUUUUUCAAAUGACUUUCAAUGAGUUUCCCCGGGGGUCACACACAGUGAUCUCCAAUGGGUCUCAUUUCGCCAAAUAUAUAGAUAACUCUUCCCCCUUUAUGCGGGGAAAAUAUUUUAAGAUGAAUUACAUGAGAAAAUAUCUUACAAUUGUUUUACUAUUUUAAUUAAAUGUGACGCUAUAUAUUAGACUACAAAAAUACUUAUAGUAAUGUUUUUGUAAUAAAAAGUGUAUCAAAAUGGA